Messenger RNA from Trichophyton verrucosum HKI 0517, 1974 nucleotides. RefSeq names its product DNA mismatch repair protein Msh5, putative. Lineage: Eukaryota; Fungi; Ascomycota; Eurotiomycetes; Onygenales; Arthrodermataceae. The transcript has 9 exons. Gene Ontology annotation, molecular function: ATP binding; mismatched DNA binding; ATP-dependent DNA damage sensor activity. Gene Ontology annotation, biological process: mismatch repair; chiasma assembly. The coding region runs from base 1 to 1974 and encodes 657 amino acids. Gene Ontology annotation, cellular component: nucleus. The record is from RefSeq and is a predicted model, not a curated record.
AUGGCACGGUCAUUCCAAGCCAGGCAGAGGAGGUAUCCAUUCGCCAAAGGCCGUGGAAGAGGGUACUUUACCCGAAGGUCUCGUGGAAACAGAACCUCAAGCCAAGAUACCCACUAUAUUUCGUCACGGCCAUCUUACUCCAGGGCCACUUCGGUCGCAACCAGCAGAAAUCUCCAGAAUGAAAAUGAAAAUCUUCCCUCCAAUGCAUUGCCACAUAGUCAAGCUACCACCCAGGAGGAGCGAUUGGACGAUGACGAUGAGGAGCUUUGCAGGGUCGUCAUGGCCGUAGAUAUGAAGGACCGAGGAACAAUUGGCUGCAGUUAUUAUUCCGCUCAGGAAGAAAAAAUAUACGUCAUGGAGGAUAUUGUCUAUGGUGGGCAUGAUGUUAUUGACAUCUUAAAACUAGAAAUUGAACCCACAGUGCUGCUGCUGUCUCUGCGGGCUGAUCAGGGGUUAGAAGACCCUACAAACGCAGGAAGCACAAGUCAUGCUACCUCUGACGCCGACUCGCAUCUCCAGCUACCAUACCUGCUAGACGUGCGUCCAACCCAAGAGUUUGGAUUUGAAAAUGCAAAGAUGAAACUCGCAGCUUUCAAAUUCAACUCCGAGUCUAAUGAAACGUUUAAGUUUCUUAUACCGGGGACAGGCUUCUCUCAUGACGGUAAUGUUACAGGGGAAAAUAUUGACUUCACAGAACAGCAAGGCGAUUUAUUGAACAUCGGUGGGGUUAUUGAUAUGGAAAACCGUCUAUCCGUCGGUUGUGCAGGAGCGAUCCUCACAGAUACCCUGUCUUCCCUUCAAAUACUACAGUCCGAGUCCCAUCCAAACGCCUUCAAUCAAGGCCCAGGCAAAACGUCAUCAGGGUCCAAGGAAGGGUUAUCUAUAUAUGGUCUCUUCCACCAUUUUGCAAGAACACCCCAAGGGAAACGCUUGCUAAAGCAGGUUUUUCUUCGCCCAAGUACUGAUCCCACCGUAAUUGGCCAGAGACAUGAAUUCCUCAGUGUCUUUUUACGGUCGGAAAAUGACCCCUCCCUCGGACAACUUGUCAAAAGCUUGAAGAAUAUUAAGAAUAUGAGACCAGUUAUGGUUCAUCUGCGAAAAGGAAUUAGUACUGGAAGUGCGAAGUUCAGAGGGUUUAAAGGUGUAGUGUGGUCCAGUCUACUUGAUUUUGCGUUUCAUGCCAUUGAUGUUAAUCAAGCUUUGAAGGAGGUUACUGGAGUUCAAGCACUAGACGUUUGCAUGAAGGUUGACCUUUCUCUUUCUGUCGAGGAGCAUCGCACAGUGGUUCGACCUGGAAUUGAUCAGGAACUGGACAAUCUGAAGGAGAUCUAUAGCGGCAUGGAUAGCUUGCUCAACCAGGUCGCUAUCAAUAUUGCCACAUCCCUCCCAGAGAGCAUAACUAAGGAGAUCAAUGUCGUUUAUUUCCCACAGCUUGGCUUCAAUAUUGCCAUGCCAUUUGACGAUAGGGGUAUACCCAUGUAUGGUCCAAACGACGAGGACUGGACUCAGGUAUUCAACACGGAAAAUAGAGCUUAUUUUAAAGACUCAAGAAUGCGUGAAAUGGAUGUGAAACUCGGUGAUAUAUACGGAUUGAUCUGUGAGAAGGAAAUAGAAAUCGUUUAUAAACUUGCACAAGAUAUCUUGACAUACGAGAAGAUGCUCGUUGAAGCGUCUGAUAUAUGUGGGGAGAUUGAUAGUCAUAUGCUCCAUGAAGCGACAGUGUCAUCAUUUGUACCCAAUGAUACAUUCAUUGUCGGCGGGAAAGGGCCCAUGGAGGAUACCCCAAAUGAUCUGCCCCCUAAUACUGGCCCACAUCCUGCAGGAGAUACAGCUCAGGGGCCAAGCAUGCUCCUGUUGACCGGUCCAAAUUUCUCAGGGAAGAGCGUCUACCUCAGCCAGGUUGCUAUUAUUGUUUAUAUGGCUCAUAUUGGAAGGUUAAUACCAAUUCUCAGCUACUAUCCUUCAAAAGUCUAA